Molecule: messenger RNA, 2376 nt
Organism: Echinococcus granulosus
Lineage: Eukaryota; Metazoa; Platyhelminthes; Cestoda; Cyclophyllidea; Taeniidae
Product: Hepatocyte nuclear factor 6
Exons: 4
Coding region: 1-2376 (791 amino acids)
Biological process (GO): regulation of transcription by RNA polymerase II
Cellular component (GO): nucleus
Molecular function (GO): DNA-binding transcription factor activity, RNA polymerase II-specific; RNA polymerase II cis-regulatory region sequence-specific DNA binding
Source: RefSeq, a predicted model, not a curated record
AUGGAUAAUCGUCACCUGUUAAAUAACCACAAUGAACUGAUCCCCAACGGACGCACUUCCAUGCCUGUUGCGCCACACAAAGAAGCUUCACUGGAGUCUAUUUUUGUCACUGACUCGCGGACAACUCCAACGUUAAUUUCUACUCCAAUGAACGUCAAAAUUACCGCGGAAGGUUUGAAAAUGGAACCUGGACUUGAGGCUCAACUGGCUGGAUUGCAGACCUCGACUUGUGGACCUGUUGCAAUGGCUUCUCUACCUAUUAGUGCCCUAAAUUCAAGUGAAAAGCUGAACGUUCAAGUGAGUGAUUUGGAAAAUAUUCCUAUCUUGAACCCCAUUGAUGGACGUACCGUGGAUUUACAAUCCUUGGCUGCCAACAGCCAAUCCAUACCCGGCGUUCAAAUGGUGAAACUCACUCUUAUCAACUGUGGUGACCAACAGACAAUUUUGUUGACGACCCCUUCUGGACCACUGAGUGGUUGGGACCAGUCAGCAGACGGUCUUACCAUCACAAUUCCCGAAAAUCUUUUGGGUGGAAAUGAUCUUAACCUAGCUGGACUGUCUACUGUACCAGUUGCUAGCAUCCCCCAAUCACAACCGCCUGUACUUGAACCCGAACCUUCUGGGAUUUCCGAUAAGGUGAACUAUGCUACGAUCACCUCUCUACCUCCCAUCACCUCGGUGUCCGACAAGCUGUACGCACAAAAAGUCCCAACCAGUGCCCCGUCGAUGGUCGACGCUACUCAAAACUACGCCCUUCAAGAUCUUGUCCCCCUCCUUACAAGCAAUGGUGAUAAAACGAAAUUGCUGGAUAAGACAGCUCCCAGUUCCAGUGUUUUCCAGACCAACACAGCUGACUUCUUCCAAACUCCCACUGUACCCAUCACUCUCAAUCUACCUGCUGAAUCCUCUGUUUCUCUAGUGGACUAUGCUACAACGGAACUUAAAAUCGCUCGACCCAUAAGUCCAGAUGACCCUAGUCCACCUAGUAACAAUGCCGAUAAUCUGAGUGACGCAGAUCGUGAGACCAUGAGUCCCGGAAUCGAUUGUACAGAAAUAAACACAAGGGAACUGGCACUACAGAUCAGCAGUGAAUUGAAACGGUACAGUAUUCCUCAGGCGGUAUUUGCUCAAAAGAUACUUCACAGAAGUCAGGGUACCCUCUCCGACCUUUUGAGGAAUCCCAAGCCCUGGAGUAAGCUGAAAUCCGGCCGCGAGACCUUUAAGCGAAUGUGGAAGUGGUUACACGAACCACAGCCUCAACGCAUGGCCGAACUCAAAGCGGCAACUACCGAAACGGAAAUUUAUCCUCCAAAGCGCAAGUCCAGUGAAGUAAAGCCGGGUGAAGAAAAGUCGGCCAAAAGACCUCGUCUCGUCUUCACGGAUAUUCAACGGCGAACACUUCAUGCCAUCUUCAAGGAGACAAAAAGACCCAGUAAAGAGAUGCAGGUAACUAUAGCCCAGCAGUUAGACCUCGAGGUCUCUACUGUGGCCAACUUCUUCAUGAAUGCUCGCAGACGAUCUGUGGAUAAGUGGCAGGAUGAUAAUGAGGUUCGACAAAAUGAUUCUCCCUCGCCAUCACACAGUGUCGAUGACACUUCGCCCACGCAGCCCUCUCAGGCCACUUCCAACUCUCAACCUCCCAAUCUGCACGCAGUAUCCGUCUCCUCUGCUUCUUCCAACGAUCCACUGUUGGCCUCCCAAGUCCUUCCUUCUGACAGUCUGCAGGAUAAUCCUCUACUCUCAUCAGGCGCCGCAACCGGCGUUGAUUUCUCGGACUCUCCGGCUCCGCCUAGUCUGACUCCCGACACCGUAGUGACUAGUAGUCUCACUCUGGCUGGUGGCGAUCUGCCCACUCAAGUUCCAGUUUCUGGUGGCAUUCUCGUCACAACCUCCGCUCCCUCGGACACAAACUCUACUACUGCUGUUCCCCAGCUGCUCACGCAUUCAAUGCAGCUGCUUCCUGGCGCACAGAGCGCCAUCCUUAUCAACACUCCUCUGGACACAGGAGCUUGUGGAGGUGGGAGGGAUGAUCAAAGUACCGCCACAGCCAAUGCUGCUACUGCCUGUUUGAUCUCGGGGCUACCGGUUUCUUUGGACUCACUUUCUCUCCCCCCUGCUCUCUUCCCGACCCCCUCCAGCGCCUCCGGCCCAACUCUCUUCCGAACUGAACCAGCUGCAGAUUCGCCAAAUCCGGGGCUCGUCCUACCUUCCGCUUCCACGCUCAUUGGCCACGAUAGAGGGGUACAAUCCUCUGGAACAGGAGCAACGACGGUCACUACGACGACGGCAGUCCCCUUGCGACAAAUUAAGCAGGAGAGUCCCAUGGCUGCCGGACCUCCCACACAUGUGGCGAUUCCUAUUAACCCGAAGAAGUAG